AUGAGCUUUGGCUGGUCUAUCGGUGAUGUUAUCUUGCUCGCACAGUAUAGUUGGAAGGUCUACGAAAGCUUUGCCGACGGCAGUCUCAAUGCCGCUAACGAGUAUGAUCGCUUCAAACGAGAAUACCGCCAAGUGAUCACUUGUUUAGAAAGGCUUGCUGAUGUCAGUCCCGAUCUCGCAUCUCUUACAGGUUUCGAUGAGACGCUCGGAGACACUAUCAAAUUCGUCGACAAGCAUCGCGCUCUUACCGCGAAAGUGACACGUCCUUUGAUCACAACAUCACCACGAACCAGCAAUAGGCUUAGAGACUUCCUGGAACAGCUUGAGCGUAGCUAUCAGACGGCAACAUGGCCGAUCUAUCGCGAGGAGGCAGAGAAGCUUCAUGGUCAGCUCGAUCGGGUUGUUGCCAUCGCAACUCUGCACGCAACAACGACCACACUUAAGAACACCCAAGGUAUCGAGAGGCAGUCGAACGACAUCAUGCGUGCGGUCAAAUCUCUGAGUGACAAAGUCAACUUCGUCCUGAAAAGAAUCGCUCCAACAUCCUUCACAAGUACAUCUGAUGUCGAUUUGGACUACCUCAUGACAUUAUCUCAUACUAGUUUCAAUCAGCCGGAUCCUCUCCUUCAGGUCAUUGGAGAUCUGGAUCGAAGUAAGUCGCCAGAAGAUAUGCUGCGGCUCCUACACCAAUUCUCGCAAAAGAUGGGGUAUUUGAUCAUGAGAGACUCUAGAGGAGUGCGCCCAGUGCCCAGGUCACAGGCUCUGAACAGCCAAGGUUCUAUCACAAUUGAGCGAAUUGUACCUGUUCUGCAGCUUCUGGACAGUGCUCGCACCGUUGCAGAUACCGCGCUUGGUCUCCCUCGCACACAAAGCCGUGUUCAAAGACAUUCAGCGAGUGCCAGUCUUGAAGCUCGAGCCGACGACUGGGACGUCUUCGGUCAAUGGCUCAAAUGGCACAUGCUGCAUGAUAUCUCGCCCGAGCCGAUUCAAACGAAUCGUUCUGCGCAGCCUGCGGUUAUUGCGUCAAUGAGCCAAUCUCCGCCAACAAGUCCAGGGGCUUCUGAAGUACCACAGCAAUAUCUGACUGGACAGCCUCGAGACAUAUCUCCAUCUAUAAUAGGCAGUCCUCUUCCAGAACCAGUGUGGACUCCUAGCACCGAAGCAUUUUCGACACCUGGUACUAUCUUUACUUCUGCUAGCAGCCAAAGAAGAUUUUCAUCCAUUGAUCUCGGAUCGUCCUACAUUGAAGACUCCACGCAUUUGGCCUCAGCUACGUGGCCGGUUUCUAUUGUCCUCGAGAACAAGCGAACAUUCGACGCCCUGUUGGAGAUCCUCGUCUCUCCAAGUGGCACAGUGGAGAAGCUUCGAAGCAAGACUAGAGAUCACAAGUUCACCCUGUAUCAUGUCCCGUCUGGUGGCACAAAUCGUAACAAUACUUUCAUUCCAUGGAUCGAUAACAGCCGUGUACACAAAUCAAGCAUGAAUGAGGCUAGGCUACAAUUCAAGGGAUCGCAUCAGGUUAUCGUCAAGGAUGAAAAGACACAUAGAAGCACGAUAUACAACACCCGCCCGGUAUACCGCUUCGAUGAGGUUGAAGAUUUGCUGUAUGUACAGGAGAAAUUGAUUGGGAAGAGUGUAGUCGCGACUUUCGACGUUGUCCGGAUAGCUACUCGUGCUGGCGAAGACUACUGCGCGUCUGAGACACUACGUGUUUUGGAAGAUGCCGAGAGGCAAAGAUCAUUUCUGUACUAUGCUCACAAGAUGCCAUCAAAAUCAGUGACUACGAAUCCUGGCUUCGUUGAGUGGUCAUGUAAGCAGAUCAUUUCAUAUGGUUUGGGGCUUUACUGA
This is a messenger RNA of Aureobasidium melanogenum CBS 110374, 1848 nucleotides long. RefSeq lists its product as uncharacterized. Bases 1 to 1848 code for a protein of 615 amino acids. The record is from RefSeq and is a predicted model, not a curated record. Lineage: Eukaryota; Fungi; Ascomycota; Dothideomycetes; Dothideales; Saccotheciaceae. The transcript has 4 exons.